This is a messenger RNA of Amoebophrya sp. A120, 5229 nucleotides long. The record is from the annotation of a GenBank genome assembly. Lineage: Eukaryota; Dinophyceae; Syndiniales; Amoebophryaceae.
CACUUCCUGGCAGUUGUGCAGCAUGUUCACUUCGGAAUUUUCCUACCCGCCCGAGCGCAGAUCCGCGGUAAGUACGAAAAGAUGGUGGACUCCUACACCGUCGGAUGCGCGAAGUUGGGUGAGCCGCGGAAGUGGGCGGAGUGCGGCACGCAGGGGAUUCGGUACUACACGGUGAAGUGCAUGGGCAACAUCGGGAUGUCCUCCGCCCCGGCCGACACGAUUGGCGUCUGGUUCGACGAUAACAAGUGGGAGGUGGUGCCCAACGACCUGUGCAGCGCGCACGAGCCGUCGAAGCCGAGUACACAGGAAUCUUGCACCAUGAACUGCUACUACGUGAGCCCCGAGCUCGGGUCGGACCUGAACAGCGGGCAGAGCCUCGGCGACGCCUUUCAAACCAUCCAAAAAUGCGUGGACCAGGCGGACGUGUACGGCACGUCCACGUCGAGCAGCCGGAACCUGCAGUUCACGAACUGCAAGCUGGCAGCCGGGUUCUACGACCAGGCGCUGCACGGGGCCGUGGUCGAGGACCGGCAAAACCUGGCCAUCCAGUCGGACUCCACCAUCGCCAUCCUGGACGGCACGCGAAACGUCACGCAGGAGCUGGUCUGGAGUCUGGUGAACACCACGUCCGCGGCGGGAAACAACAAGGCGUACUACGAGGCCGACGUGUCCGCGCUCGUCGACGGCACCAACGUGACCAACAACAUCGCCUCCUUUGUCUUCAUGGCCGAGUCCAUGCAGUGCGCGACCGGCGACUCCAGCGGCGGCCACGGCCUGGCGCACUCGAGCGUGCCCUGUGUAGUCUAUGACCCCAUGCACGUGGGGCACCAGGACACGCAGCGGAUCACCGGGCCGAAAGUGGACGCGAACGGGGUAAGUAGAAUAUAGGUCUUCGCGCAUUACCUACGAUGACAUUAGAGCAAUGUAAUAAAUAUGGGUAGCGUCUGGUGCUGAAUAAAAGUCGACAUAAUUUGCUUAAACUUCCACAACCAGGAGUAUAACGUACCAACGUACCACAUUGAAUGAAUCUAGCCAUGAGACGAGUCCUCAAAUAUAUCUUGAAAGAUGGAAGUGUCAUCAAAUCAACGACAAACACAGACCGUCCAAACCGUGAACCAUUACUCGCCGCUCGGGUACGGGCGAACUUUCGGGAAAAACCUGCCGACCAAGUACUUCUCGACGCUGGCCAGCAACGCCGAGGCCACGCUGGACACCUCGACUUCCACCUGGUGGUGGUACGACACCGCGAGCAAGAAGCUGUUCUACGCCGCGUCCGGGGCCCCGCACGCGCUGUCGGUGCAGCACAACUACGUGAACCGCGACGGCUGGCCGCCGCACGUCCGGGUCAAGGACCAGUCGAAGGCGUGGCCGAUCAACUUGAAGCAGCGCAACACCUACAUCUGGAUCGAGGGGCUGCACUUUUUCGGGACCAACUGCUGCUCCAAAAGCCAGCCCCUGGUGGGGAACAAGUUCAACCUGAACAUUUACCUCCUGUACAACCACUUUCUGUACUCCCCCCCGCACAGCAGCUGGGCCACGGUGCAGAUCUUCACUACCAAGCAGAACGGGCGGGGCAGCGGGAAGCGGCUCUUCAUCGCGGACAACGCGAUCGUCGCCGGCGCCACCAAGCGGGCGGUCCGCUACAAGGCGAGCAACGCGUUCGUGAGCCGGAACUACGUGGCCUUCAACGGGUACGCGCACCGGAAGAACACGGACGGCUACGAGUACUGCUUCCAGGGUAUCCCACAGAAAAAAGCUGGCGGGGCAUAUUUGUAAUGCAAAAAUAAAUACACAGAAAAAUCUGCCAUGGGCGGCCUCAUAGCAUGCUAUUUAGGAUAUGCAAUACAAAUUUUUUUGUCUAUUUAUUUUUGCAUUACAAAUAUGACCUGCACCUGCCAGCUUUUUUCUGUGGGAUACAGGGGGACGGGUUCAAGGACACCCUCCAGCAGAACAUAUGAAAUGUAAAAAUGUCUGGGUCUGGAAGAAUCCAACUUGUUAUGCUGAUUUUGGAUUCUAAAAAAAUCUGUAUUGCAUGAGCAGCAAAGAGAGUCCAAGUUUUGCUACACGGAAAGAGCAUUUGUCAUACGGUAUAGGCAUCAGGAAGCCCUCACAAAAUCUGUGAUGCUAGGGCAUGCAUCACAGACAUCAGGAGUCAUGCAAAAUGUGCAUGACAAACCUGCCAAUCUUCCAGACCCAGACAUUUUUACAUUUGAUAGAACACGCUUUUGUACAACGGGCACGGCGGGGGCUUCAAGCACUGGGCGCGGGGGUACCAGUGCAAGAACAACCUGAUCGUGGGGACGGGGUACAUGGGCAGCUGGAAGGACACGGCCAGCUUCCACAUCCAGAUCGACGGCCAGUACUGGACCCUGAUUUCCGGGAACUUCAUCUUCGGCCCGACCAAGAUCAAGUCCAUCCGGCUGGACACCAGCAGCACCGCCACGAACCCGGGGCGGUUCACCACCGUGGUGCGCAACGUUCUGUUCGGAAACGACCCGUUCACCGUCAAGGGGGACAAUCACAUAUGCAUUGCAAAAGUAUCGUACUAGUAGAAAUAGCAUUGCAAAUUUGUCCAGAAGGAGAAAUGGGAUUUGUAUUGCUGAAUGAGCUAAGGAACCAGAUUUGUCAUGCAUGACUGCAACUACUACGAGUGCGAUACUUUUGCACUGCAUACCACACGAUCGUGAACAACAUGGGAUCCGACGAGUUCAACCUGGUCAAGUCCUGGGGCGCCAUCCGCAACCACAACGGGUUCACGGCCACCAAGUACAAUGCGUUCGACAAGAUCGCGAGUCGCGGGUCCGCGUUGAAACUUCCCGGGAGCGAAAACCGGCUCGAGUACAACCUGUGCGACAGCAAGACGCGGUGCAACCGCGACGCGGUCGCGUCGUCCAACGUGCAGUACGGCAGUACGGUGGGCUUCUGCAACGAGGUGUCGGCCAGCACGUGCGCGGAGCUGCCGGCGAACAUCCGGUCGCGGUCCGCGAAGUCCGCCGUGUUUGGUUCCGGCAAGCCGGUGCCCACCGGCAUGCCCUGGUUUCCGGCCGCGACGCUGGACAUGAAAUACAAGGGGAACUCGAAGAUGCACCAGGCAACCGCCGCGAUCGCGAACAACACGAGCGCGUCGAAGUUCGUCGGCGCCUUCAACCCGACGAGCUUGGACGACACGAACCGGCGAGUGGCGAUGCCUGGGGUGCACGCGCGUGAAUUGUCCCGGAGGUUCUGCAGCUUCAUGCAGCCCGGCCUGUUUUCCGUGGGGAAGAUGAACUACACGCACAGCUCGCGGUACUCGGUCUUCCGCGCCGACCGCCUGUGGUGCCACUUCGCGCAGUUCGACACGGAUCCCGCGGGGUCGUUCGACAUGAAGCUGGAGCUGCUCAUCCAGUCGGACGUGGCGAGUCUGUCCUCGACGGUCAAGUCUGCACUGGUAAGUGCGCUGUCGCGGACAGUGUCCCGCGCGCUCGGUCUCAGCAGCAGCGCCGUGACCAUCGAUGCGAGCAAGCUGAACUACACCGACGCGGCCGGGACGGCCGCCGUGUCGACCGCCCGAAUGCUGCUUGCGGACCCGGAUCUGGAGGAAGCGCUGCAGGUGUUCGAAAUGGAACAGCGUAACAACAAAGCGGCGUCUUCGUCUUGGGUUUCCUCCUCCGCGGCUUCCGAGCAGGGCCUGUUGCUCCGUCUGUUGCAGGCCGGUUCCAACGGUACGCAGAAGCUGAUCCAGGCGGACGCGACGGUAACUCCUCCGACGGGGAGUAGCAUGGGCAGUAGUGCCAGUGACUCCGCCCCGCCGCAGUCCCCCGACGAACUGAUGGAGCAGGUCGCGGACCCGGGGUUCGGGAAUCUUUUGGUCGACUACUUCGGGCAGGAAUCGCAGGCGGACAGCACGCUGUCCUCCGCAAGCCUGGUGCUCGCCGUGAACGGGUUGGCUUCCAAGCCGGCGUUGUCCAACGUCGCGGGCGGUGCGGCGGCGGAGGGCGGCGCGAACUGGCAAAACCCCUCCGUGCAGGGCUCCGGCUGGGACAGCGUUCCGAGCGCCGUGGCCAACGCCGGAACGCAGGGAUCGCCGCAAAGCAGUGGAGCGGCCACGGGGGGCACUGCGGCCGAAGAGAAGAAGGACGACGAGGGAGAUUCCUUGACGUGGCUGUGGAUUCUGAUCGGAGUGUUGUUCGGCCUGUGCUUCUGUGCGGGCGUGGCCUUCGCGGCCAUGUGCUACUUCUGCAAGGAAUCGAUGGCCAAGUUCUACGGAGGCGACAACAAAAAGGUCAGCCCCGCAGCUGGGAAGGACGCGGAAAAGGGCACAGAAAUGACGAGCCCCUGAAGUGCUGGGCGACUUUAUUUGGCUGCUGGAUCAUUUUCCUGAACAUAAGCACCAGUAGCGUGUUGAACGUCAUGCGGACAAGUAACGCGUUCUGGUGUCAGAAAGCGGUGGCCAAAGAAAAAUGCUUUAUUUGAAACUCUUGUAAAGCGACUGUGAACUAUUUUUCAGAUUUUUUUCACUUCCGAUUUUUGAUGAAUGAUCUACGUCAAAAACAAAGUCAAAGGUAGUUGAUAAAGGCAGUUUGUGCAAUCACUAUCUUCAGCAGUUCUUUUAUUCAGCAGAAAGCCAUCCGUUUUUCUGUCGGGGAACUUGCCUGGAAUCGGUAGGCUGAGUAGCCGUAAAGGCCCCCUUGACAGUCAGACGAUGGUCCAACUGCUAAACAUCAAUCGUCAACGGUCUGACUGCUCUUAGAGCCUGUUAGUUUGUCGCAUGUUUCAGAAGAUCUUCAUUUCUACCGGGAUACCCACGCGCAUAACUUUCUGUACCUCGAGGUGAAAUAUAAAUACCAAAAGCAAAAAGAUAUCGUACUUCAUCAUAUCAUUUUUCUUUACGCGGCGGCAAGAUACCAAAAGUCGUAAUUUCUUACCGGGAUUUUUGAUGAGACUGGGAAUUUAUCAAGACGCUACGUACAGGCAUGUGGCAUUUUGGGAAUUUCAAAGACAAGAGCUCUGCUCUUCCUGAACCUCUAACGUAACCCGUGCGCUUUUUUUCUUCCGUAGUUGAUACCCACAAGAACCUUGUAUUUGUAAUCUGAUUCCGAUUUUUGUACCUUUGGUUCUACCCCGUACUACUCACCCCCUCGGCACUGAUCUGUUCCAAAUUUGUGUCACCGAGACGUGGUGCGAUGGAAUGAGACACAGGACUACACGCUUUUUAUUCCCAGUGCCCUUUCGGGAAUUUAAAUUUUCUAU